Molecule: messenger RNA, 570 nt
Organism: Megalops cyprinoides (Indo-Pacific tarpon)
Lineage: Eukaryota; Metazoa; Chordata; Actinopteri; Elopiformes; Megalopidae
Gene: fabp10a
Product: fatty acid binding protein 10a, liver basic
Exons: 4
Coding region: 104-484 (126 amino acids)
Biological process (GO): fatty acid transport
Cellular component (GO): cytosol; nucleus
Molecular function (GO): fatty acid binding
Source: RefSeq, a predicted model, not a curated record
ACCCCCGGGAUCUCUCUACAUUGCGCUGAGCUUCUACCAAGCCGUAACCCCUCCCCGGUGUCGCCACUUUGGUGAAGGAGCGACCGCGACCACAACAGCAGACAUGGCGUUCAGCGGGACCUGGCAGGUGUACGCGCAGGAGAACUACGAGGAGUUCCUCAGAGCCAUCUCUCUGCCCGAGGACGUCAUUAAGAUGGCCAAGGAUGUGAAGCCUGUGACGGAGAUCCAACAGAACGGCAACGACUUUGUCAUCACCUCCAAGACCCCCCGCCAGUCCGUCACAAACUCCUUCACCAUUGGCAAGGAGGCUGACAUCACCACCAUGGAUGGCAAGAAGCUCAAGUGCACCGUCAGGAUGGAGGGGGGGAAGAUGAUCUGCCAGACGGACAAGUUCACCCACAUCCAGGAGAUCCAGGGGGAGGAGAUGGUGGAGAAGCUCACCGUGGGCUCAACAACUCUCAUCAGGAGAAGCAAGAAGGUCUAACAUCCCACCAGCAGAGGGAGCUGGCUGGCUGCUGGGGACAUGUUAUUGGCUAUUUAAAUAAACCUGUCAUUUGACACACAGAAACA